Molecule: messenger RNA, 791 nt
Organism: Triticum aestivum (bread wheat)
Lineage: Eukaryota; Viridiplantae; Streptophyta; Magnoliopsida; Poales; Poaceae
Exons: 5
Coding region: 107-745 (212 amino acids)
Source: RefSeq, a predicted model, not a curated record
GAAGGAGUGGGUGCGAAGCUCUAAACCCCAUCUGAUAGGAUUAAGUCUCAGAAGGAUUCAAGGUAUACUCCACAGGGAUCAGCCGUUGGACAUUGAUUGUUUCAACAUGGCUAUACGUAUACUUGCACGUGACAAGGCCUUACUGCCAGUAGAUCCUCGAGUGUGCUUUAUGGAUCUACAAUUUUGUACGUCCGUGAUCGAGGCCGCCCUCGCUUCCGCACGAGAUUUAGAUUCGCGGGUACAGCCAGAUAUUCAGGCGCUAGCAUCGUUGCUCCGUAGCUCGACUGAGAUAGACAACAUAUCAUCAUGCAAUUGGAUAUUGCUCCCUCAUGCAUUCCUUGGCCACUACAUCUUGUUCGCAAUCGACAAACAUUCACGUCAAGUAACUAUUUUGGACCCAAUAUUUCCGCCCUUAUCCCCAGAGAGAUAUGCGUUAAAAUUUCAGAGGGUUUCAUUCUACCUGAAUGAUGCACUCGAAUUAGCACAACCGGGUUGGAAGUCUGAUACAUUUGCCUGGCCACGUAAAUCACUACUUGAUGUUCCGAUGAGCCUAGACCGGAAUGAAUCUGGUUAUUUUGUUUUCAAUUAUAUGCUCUGGCAUGGUAACAAAUUUGUUCGUCCAAUUUACACGGAUGGUUAUGAGUUGAGAAAGAAUAUUUUGAUACACUUGCUCGAGUAUGAUGCGAAUGAAGCUGAAGACAAUAUCCCAUAUGAUGUACGAGAAAUUCUCAAGUGCCUCAAGUAGGAAGUUAAUAAGAGAUGAUAAACUGGACUUGAUAUCUACGCAUUGG